UAAAUGUUGAGGAAGAAACACCAACCCACUUCAGUUAUCCUUCAACUCUGAAGUCACUCUAUUUGAGUCGUUCCUGAUCCGGCAAGGUGUAAGUUUAAGGGUCAAUCUGAAAGUUGAUCUGUCUUCCGAACCUUCUGAAGAUCAUGCUAGUACCAGUGCCACUUUGAAAGUGGCAGUGUUUCCUUCUUCAUCCAAAUCAGAUGAGACCUGUGAUAUUCCGAAGAGUGCUAAUGGUACCCAGAUGAAUACUAAUGAUACCCAAAAUAUCACUGCUAAUGCCUCCACAAGCAGUGACCAUGCCUCCACGAGCUGUGCUCAUGACACCCUACAGAGUGCUGAUGCUUCCACGUACAGUACUGUCGAGACAACUGCAGUGCCAGCCACCAGGCAGGGUAUCAUCAAGAAGCGUCCAUCUAGUUCAUUAAAGCAGAAAAGCACUCGCUCUUCACUCAAGAACGGCAAAAUGAAAGUUAAACACUCCAAAUUAGAGUCAAACGAACUGAACAGAACACCCCCACAAGAUACUCCCUCAAGUACAAUCCUAAAACCUUCAACCACCACCCCCACUACCAACCCAGCCCCAAAACCCCACCACAGACCCGUCUCAGUUCACUUCAGCAGUCCGACCUGCACUACCUUCAGUGAGCCAGCCCUGCACCUGACUGCUCCAGUAGAGCUUGAUAACAUCAAGUGUGAUGCGGAAACUCAGACAAACUCCCGGGGGAAGAGACGGAGGAAGAAAAGAUGCUGUAGAUGGAUGCUCGCAGCAACACUGAGGUCGUGUUUCGGCCCCUGUUUUAAGAGACUCGGCACACCGUCAGGCUAUGAUAGCAUCGAAGAGUCUCCAAGGGCCGGAGAUUUAGAUAGUCUCAACGGAAUAUCAAAUCCAGGUCGCCGAGAUAACGGAUACGACACAGUGGAACCACCAUUCCAGACACAUGGCCUAGAUUACAGAUCUAAAUCUACCAGCGAAAUCUUCAGAAGUACCGAUUACUACUAUGCUAACGACUUCAUGAAGCCAGACAAAAGAUCAUUUAGCGCCAGUUUUGGGUAUCUGAAUGAUACCGAUUUGUUUGAGACCCUCUCCCAAGGGAUGAGGAGUACCCUUACCUCCGCCAACGACCUCAGGUCAGACGUGAGCGAAGCAUUCUGGAGUUGCAGAGGUAGCAAUAGUACGAGAGGUAGUACUUGUUUAGAUAGCGAGCAGGACUUUUACAGCGACGAUUCAGAGGAACCUCACAAGGAGUACACAGUGCGGCCCGUCUGUGAGAACUGUGGCUGUGCUGGUAAACACCACACUUACGACGAACACGACAAGUGUAAUUGGAGAGAAACGUCAUUAACUAGCAGCCUUCCCAUUCCUAAGAGUCAGAAAUGGAUUCAACUGGAUUAGAGGCACGGAUGGGAAUUUAGUAUUUGUUAAUUGAUCUAGUCAGAUGGUGGACAUGUGUUCAAUUUUCUAUCAGAUUUUAGAAUGGGGUGAAGAUAUGGAAAAGAUGUAAAAUAUUCGCAGAGCGACUGAUCUAAGUUGGAAUUCUACCUGAUCUAGCGAUUCAAGACAAUUUGAAUUAUUAUACUUACACAAUGAUUCUUUGUGAUAUUUUGAUAUGAACUGAGUUUAAAUCUCUUUCUAGACUCUAAUGUAUAUUUCCGUGCGCAGUCAUUAUCCUGGUAAACGUAUAAUAAAAGAAUAAACGCCCAUUUUACUAUAAAACAUUCUUUGUAAACUUUUAUAGCGGGCCCAACCUGGCCCCUCGCUAUUGGUAUGUUAUAAGUUAUUUGUCAUAAAAUUUCUGCUAUCAAUUGUUUUAAUAUAACGAGGACAAUUUUUGGACAUUGUCAGACUUUGAGUGAACCUUGUUUUUAUGUAGAAUAUUCUAUUUAAUGCUAUUUUUAACUUGUUUCGUUUCCACUCACGA
Bolinopsis microptera is the source of this 1919-nucleotide messenger RNA. RefSeq lists its product as uncharacterized. The record is from RefSeq and is a predicted model, not a curated record. The transcript has 6 exons. The coding region runs from base 242 to 1393 and encodes 383 amino acids. NCBI's taxonomy places the organism in Eukaryota, Metazoa, Ctenophora, Tentaculata, Lobata, Bolinopsidae.